AUGGAAUCGCCUCAAAAUGGUGUUGGUGCAGUAUUGGCAUCGGGUUCGAGUACGGGGCACAGAAUAAUUGGCGAUAAGAAAUAUCCUACAAAGUCAACAAUGAAUUUUAUAAAAGAGCAAGAAAAUAGUAUUGUUGCUGUUGAUACUAAAGAUCGCACGAGCGACUUCUGCGAAGAAACCGAGGCCCUUUUGUACUAUAGAGCUGAUUCCACUAAGCUCUAUUUGGGUUGCGACAGGGAAGUGAACUUGACAAACCCAUUGUUCAACAAACACACACGUUGUCUCCUUUGCGAAAAUGUGAUUCUUCGCGUGUUUCUAUAUAUUGUUGUACUGAAUCCUUGGUGCUUUGUCAGAACUAUUGAUUGGGAGAAGCAUGAUAAUUUGGCGUUAAUCCACGAUCAUCGUCCAAUUGAGAGGUUUAUUGGGUGCCCAUCAGUGAGUGAGUUGAUGAGUAUAUUAGGGUUUUAA
This is a messenger RNA of Fraxinus pennsylvanica, 468 nucleotides long. The record is from the annotation of a GenBank genome assembly. Lineage: Eukaryota; Viridiplantae; Streptophyta; Magnoliopsida; Lamiales; Oleaceae.